Molecule: messenger RNA, 161 nt
Organism: Amoebophrya sp. A25
Lineage: Eukaryota; Dinophyceae; Syndiniales; Amoebophryaceae
Source: the annotation of a GenBank genome assembly
CCUCAACUCCACUCUUCAAAGGAAGGCCUGCCUUACUUCUACCGAAACAACACUACGACGCAGCUGGGAAAGAGUAAUAUUCCUACAGAAGUACCAGCUCGAAAGGAGAGACAGAAAACGAACAAUGCAGCUUAACUAUUUGACAGAUGAGUGAGUGCGAG